GUUUUACCUUCUCUAAGCCAUACCUGGUCACAUUUCUGGAGCAAGGACAAGGACCUUCAGACAUGGAGAGACAAGCAGCAGCUGCCAUGGGAACAGGAAACAAACACUCUACUGGCAAAGAAUGUGGCAAAGCCCCUCCUUGGAACUCACAACCUAUUAGCCACCAGAAAGUUAAUCUAAGAAAGAAGCCAUAUAAGUGUGAAGAAUGUGCUAAGACUUUCCGUUCUCCAUCAUUACUUUGUGUACACAGGAGAAUUCAUACAGGAGAGAAGCCCUACUAUUGUGAAGUGUGUGGCAAGGGCUUCCGUGCUCCAUCAUUACUUUCAAAACACAAAAUUAUCCAUACAGGACAGAAACCCUACAAGUGUGAAGUAUGCCAGAAGGCCUUCUAUUUUCCAUCACGACUUUCUCUACACAAAAGAAUUCAUAUACAAGUGAAACCCUACAAGUGUGAAAUAUGUGACAAAGCCUUCUGUUUUCCAUCACUACUUUCUGAACACAUGAGAAUUCAUAAAGCAGAAAAACCCUACAAGUGUGACACAUGUGGCAAGGCCUUCAAUUAUCCAUCACAACUGUCUCUACACAGUAAGAUUCAUACAGGAGAGAAACCCUACCAGUGUGAGGUAUGUGGCAAGGCCUUCUGUUUUCCAUCAAAUCUUUCUCUACACAUUAAAAUCCAUACAGGAGUGAAACCCUACCAGUGUGAGGUUUGUGUCAAGGCCUUCUAUUUUCCAUCACAACUUACUGUACACAAGAGGAUUCAUACAGGAGAGAAACCCUACCAGUGUGGCGUAUGUGGCAAGGCUUUCUAUGUUUCAUCACAACUUUCUUUACACAAGAGGAAUCACACGGGCGAGAAACCCUACAAGUGUGAAGUUUGUGGAAAGGCCUUCUGUGUUCCAUCACAAAUUUCUGAACACCAGAGAAUUCAUACAGGAGUCAAACCCUACCAGUGUGAAGUUUGUGGGAAGGCAUUUUAUUUACCAUCACGUCUUUCUGAACACAAGAGAAUUCAUACAUCAGAGAGAUCCUUCAAGUGUGAAGUAUGUGGCAAGGCCUUCAAAAGUAAACCAGUACUGUCUGUACACAAGAGGAUUCAUACAGGAGAGAAACCCUACAAGUGUAGUGUAUGUGGCAAUNAGUUAUGUGACAAAGCCUACAAUAGUCGAGCAGGACUCUCUGUGCACAAGAGGGUUCAUACAGGAGAGAAACCCUACGAGUGUCAAGUAUGUGACAAAGCCUACAACAGUCGAUCAGGACUUUCUGUACACAAGAGGGUUCAUACAGGAGAGAAACCCUUCAAGUGUGAGUUAUGUGACAAAGCCUACAAGAGUCGAUCGGGACUUUCUGCACACAGGAGUUUCCAUACAGGAGAGAGACUCUCCAAAUGUGAAGUAUGUGGCAAAACCUUCAAAAGCCCAUCAGCAUUUUAUACACACAAAAAAACUCAUACAUAAGAGAAACCGUUCACAAGUCAGGUAUGUGUCAACGACUCCUAUGUUGCAUCACAAGUCUGAACACUAGAACAUUCUUACAGGAGUGAACCCCUUCAAGUGUCAAGCAUGUGACAAAGCUUUCUAUAUUCCAUCACAACUUUCUGUACACAACAGGAUUCAUAUAGAAAAGAAACCCUUCAAAUGUGAAGUAUGUCGUCAGGCCUUUACUGAUCUGUCAUAACGUUCUAGAUAUAUGAGCAUUCAUACAGGAGAAAGACAUUAAAAUUGUAAAGUGUGGCAAGGAUUUCAAGUCUCCAUCAGCACACAAGAGAAAUCAUACAGGAUAGAACCCUGGAAGUGGGAAGUGUGUGUCAUUGUUCCAUGCUGCAUCAUUGUUUGGUGCUGCCGAACGCCUUUUGCUCCUUUAGCCAUAGCCGCUGAAAUACCAGCCCACUGGGGCAUGGUCUCUUUCUCUUUAA
Messenger RNA from Alexandromys fortis (reed vole), 1915 nucleotides. RefSeq names its product zinc finger protein 728-like. The record is from RefSeq and is a predicted model, not a curated record. The transcript has 2 exons. The annotation marks the transcript as partial. Lineage: Eukaryota; Metazoa; Chordata; Mammalia; Rodentia; Cricetidae.